Messenger RNA from Coregonus clupeaformis (lake whitefish), 3466 nucleotides. RefSeq names its product protein IWS1 homolog. The transcript has 16 exons. The coding region runs from base 361 to 2739 and encodes 792 amino acids. Gene Ontology annotation, biological process: poly(A)+ mRNA export from nucleus. Gene Ontology annotation, cellular component: nucleus. NCBI's taxonomy places the organism in Eukaryota, Metazoa, Chordata, Actinopteri, Salmoniformes, Salmonidae. The record is from RefSeq and is a predicted model, not a curated record.
ACGCAUGCGCAUAUGACGGCUCAAAUUCGUUGACGCCAUUUUGGACAUCGCAGGACUGUUUUAUACAGCUACUUGCUAAUGUUGAUCAAUUAACUAUUGUUUUAAUUUGUUGACCGGCCAUAGACACUAUCAUUGCUGGCUAGCUUUCGACUCAGCUGGCCAGAUUGUCUUAUUUCGUUAGCUAGAUCUUGACGUUGUUCCAUUUGUGGUUGCUAACUAGCUACCAGCAGGGCCCAUUUGUCCGUGCAGAUUGCUUGUUUCGGAACUUGCAUUUUCUCGUUGAUACAAUAACCACAGAUACAAUUGAUUAAUCGCCAAGCCUAAAUACUGAGUUGAUUGUCCAUAGUGUCCUUUGGACAAAUGGAUGGCGAAGAGGACGAAUUCUUCUCCGGGAACCACUCUGAUGGUGGCGGCACCCCAGUACAAGACGAACAUGCUCCUGGUUCAGAUGCGGAAGAGCCGCUCCACUCCGAGGAUGAGAAUAGUGAUGGUGAGGUAGCUGCUCGGGCCAUGGAGGCAAACGGCGUGGCCAGCGGGUCAGACAACGAGGGCCACAAAGGGGCGGACAGUGACUCUGAGGGGGAGGCCCCUAGGCCUGCAGACAGCGAUAACGAGGAGGAGUCCCCAGUCAAACGCAGAGGCAGCACCUCAGACAUAGAGGAGUUCCCACCCAAACGCAGCGGCAGCAACUCGGAAAUUGAGGGGUCCCCAGUCAAACGCAGAGGCAGCACCUCAGACAUAGAGGAGUUCCCACCCAAACGCAGCGGCAGCAACUCGGAAAUUGAGGGGUCCCCAGUCAAACGCAGAGGCAGCACCUCAGACAUAGAGGAGUUCCCACCCAAACGCAGCGGCAGCACCUCAGAAAUUGAGGAGUUCCCACCCAAACGCAGAGGCAGCAACUCGGAAAUUGAGGGGUCCCCAGUCAAACGCAGAGGCAGCACCUCAGACAUAGAGGAGUUCCCACCCAAACGCAGAGGCAGCAACUCGGAAAUUGAGGGGUCCCCAGUCAAACGCAGAGGCAGCACUUCUGACAUGGAGGAGAAAGAAACCAAACGGGCUGCAGCUGGGAGCGACUCUGAGAACGAGGAUCAGCCCCCGUCCCCAGCCCGGAGCGGACACACUAAUGCACAUAGUGAGAUUGAGGCACCCAAACACAAAGCGCAGAUGGAGUCUGAUGGAGAGGAGGAGGAGGGCGGCAAGAAUAAAGGGAAGUGGAAGGCUGUAAUGCACUCCGACAGUGAGGAUGAGGUGGAUGCUCGGCCAGCGAAAGCAGCUGCAGGCAGUGACCAGGAGAAGGAGAGUCCCGCCAAACGGGUGGUGGAAGAUAGUGAGGACGACGACGAGAUGCCAAUGAAGAGGAAGAAAGCCAUCCUGUCAGACAGUGAAGAUGAUGAGGAGAAGGCUGACGAACCAGCGGUGAAGAAGAGCCGCACCGUGUCUGACGAUGACAACUCUGACAGCGACGCAGGCUCGGAGACGCCCGACAAAACUAUGGCCAAACUGCGGGAACUGGGCUCAGAAAGCGAAGACGAGGAUGGUGGACAGAAGGCGGAAGGAGGGAAGAAGGAUGAGAAAACACUGUUUGGUAGCGACAGCGAAUCAGGCGAUGAGGAAGAGAAAAUGAUUGCCGACAUUUUUGGUGACUCUGGCGAUGAGGAGGGGGAAGAGUUUACGGGUUUCAAUCAGGAGGAUCUGGAGGGGGAUAAGAACCAAUCACAGGCCUCUGCAAAGAAAGCAAUGGCUGAUGACUCUGACUCUGAUGAGGGCGUGGACAGGGGGGGUGGCCAAGACACCAGUUUCAUGUCGGACUUUGACGUGAUGCUGGCUCGUAAGAAGGCCCAGAGCGGGAAGCGACGACGGAACCGUGACGGGGGAACUUUCAUCAGUGAUGCUGACGACGUGGUCAGCGCCAUGAUCACCAAGAUGACAGAAGCUGCAGAGGAGGACAGAACACUGAACGCUCAGAAGAAGCCAGCCCUAAAAAAGCUGACCCUCCUUCCCACUGUAGUUAUGCACCUGAAAAAGCAAGACCUCAAGGAGACGUUCAUCGACAGCGGGGUGAUGUCGGCAAUCAAGGAGUGGAUUGGCCCGCUGCCAGACAAGAGUCUUCCGGCCCUCAAAAUCAGAGAGGAUCUCCUCAAGAUCCUACAGGAACUCCCCAGUGUGAGUCAGGAGACUCUCAAACACAGCGGGAUCGGCCGAGCCGUCAUGUUCCUCUACAAACACCCCAAGGAGUCGCGCCCCAACAAGGACCUCGCCCUCAAACUCAUCAACGAGUGGUCCAGGCCUAUUUUUGGCCUGACGUCUAACUACAAGGGCAUGACGCGCGAGGAGAGACAACAGAGAGACCUCGACCAGCAGAUGCCGCAAAAAAGACGCCUCAGUCAGCCCCAAAAGGUGGAGAGGUCCAAGGAAUCGGAUGUCUUCUCCCCGCAGCAACUCAGUUCAGGGGGACAGACUCCUCAUAGAGACCUGGAGAAAGUGCUGACAGGAGAAGAGAAAGCUCUGCGCCCAGGCGACCCUGGGUUCUGUGCCCGAGCCAGGGUGCCCAUGCCAUCCAACAAGGACUAUGUUGUGCGGCCCAAAUGGAACGUGGAGAGCGAGUCCAGAGCAGCCCCGGUUAAGAAGGGCAUGUCACGGGUGGACAAACAGUUGCGUCGCUUCGCCGACAUAAAGCGUAUGACGAAGACAGGCCACGCGGUGAAGAUCAGCGUCCAGGGCAACCGGAUGCCCCUCUGAUUUUUUUUUUUCUUGAUUUUUCUAGCUUUCCCACCUUUUUUUCUCCCUUUUAAUUUGUUGAUCUUAUAGCAUGGUCCCAGUUCAAAUUCUUCAUCCUCCUUCUUUCCUUUCUUGAAGUGAUUGGCUACUAAUCUGACAGCUGGCUAGGUGAAAGCAUAGGUUUCAAUACAUAGCUUUUACUGAUCCAGUAAUAUCAGAGCUGUGAUAAUUCCAAGGAAGGGAGGAUGGAAGAAUGCAAUUAUUUAAAUUAUUUGAUUAGGGCCGGGGUCCCAGUUCUGUGUGCUUUAGCCAACUCCUCUAACUAGCAUGACAAUGGUCAGAGGAGUUGGCUAAAGCACAUACAGAUGGGACCAUGCUAUCGUCCCCUAUACAAACCCCCCCAGCCCAGCCUGACUGUAUGAUAGUGGUGUGGCUUCACAGGCUGGUUGGCCUUCGGUCCUCUAGACUUUGGGAUAGAUUCAAUACAGAUUGUGGAAGAUUCGCGUUAUAGCGCAAUUUAAAUUUUAAGGUAAUUUCUGAUUGAGCAGACAUGCAGUGUUUACCGAACAUUGCCCUUAAAUUUCUAUAGCGCUGAUCUUCCGUGCUCCGUAUUGAAUAUACGUUAGGCCAUUAUUGUUUUACUUUGUUUCUGAAGAAGCUGUACAGACGUAGGAGCUGCCUUUGUGUGUCUUCACUGUGUGCCGGUUGGUUCCGAAGUUACUUUCGUAAUAAAGAGGGUUUCACCAGA